AUGCCUGUAUUGUCCUCUCUGCCCGUGAAGCGCGCCGGUGUUUGUCUUCGCAUCCCGGGGCCUUGUCCGUUUGAGCUCAAGGAGGGGAAGUUGUUGGUUUGUACAGCUUUCACCUUAGAACGGAGUGCAGGCGCGGCCCGGGUCCGGCGAGCGGCGUGGGGCUCCCUGGAGGCGAAGCCGAGUGCGGCAGCCCUGACGGCGCCCAGUCCGCAGCAGGUGCACCCAGAGCACCAGGCGCCUGCUGGCAAGUUGUACCUCCGAACCUUGCCAAACCCCACGUUUGAGGGCAACAUCCUGACUCUGCAGUGCCAAGGAUGGAGGAAUGUAGCUCUGUCCCUAGCCAAGUUCUACAAAGACGGGAAAUCACUCCAUGACCCAAAGGCCAAACGGUUUCUGCCCAUGGGGACAGCAACACUGGAAAGCAACGGCCAGUACAGCUGCACUGGGAAAGCAACCUUCCUCCCGCACCUAGGCACACAAAGGCAGUGUGGGGUACAGCUCAGAGAGCUGUUCCCACCUCCAGUGCUGUGCACCGUCCCUUGUCCCGAGCUCCGUGAGGGGAGCCCGCCGACCCUGAGAUGCCAGACGGAGCUGCACCCCCGGAGGUCGGCCUCGAGUCUCCUCUUCUCCUUCCACAAAGAUGGGCGCACCUCACAGAACCAGGCCCACUCAGAGCUCUGCCUCCCAGAAACCUGGGAGGGAGCCUCUGGGCUUUACUGGUCUCAGGCCACCACGGAGGAGCAGGUCCAGAAACAGAGCCCCCAGCUGGAGGUGAGGGUACAAGCCCCUGAGACCCAGGUCCACAGGCCUUGCUGUGGGGACGCAGUGGAGCUCCUCUGUGAGACCCAGAAUGGCUCCCCUCUGAUCCUGUACUCAUUCCACCUGAACGGGAAGAUCCUGGGGAACCAGGGGGCUCCCCAUGGAAGAGCCGCCCCCUUCCCCUUCACUGUGAUGUCAGACCAGGAUGCUGGGAACUACUCUUGCCAGGUGGAGAAUGGUGUCUCCAAUGAGACAAGUGAGCCCAGGACGCUCUCCCUAGAUGCCUCCUUUGGGCCACACAGUUCCCCCAAUGCCAGCCAUUCUGCCUCCUCCGUGCCCGUCUGGGGUGCAUUUCUGAAUUCCAUCCUCAGUGCUCGUGGUCACCCCACCUCACCCCUGGGUCCUCGGGGCUUGUCUGCCAUCAGCAGCAGCCCCUGGCUGGUUCCUUGUCUAUCUGCGAGCCUCCCUGGUGUGCUGGUCGUUGCCACUGCACUUGUGGCUUACUUCAGACCCUGGGGAAAAACUGGGCGCCUUCCGACCCAGAGCCCGCCCCCAGCUCCAGGUGGAGAGCAGCCCCCGUUGUAUGGAAAUGGGAAGUCCGGGGCCUGGGUUGAGGUAGCUGACUACCGUCGACAUUACCGGUCUACCACCACCACAAUUAUCCCUGUCAUCUCUGUCCCCACCACAAACACCACUGUGACCACCAUAAUGACGGUCUUCAACAUCGUCUCCCCCACACCACCCCUGCUGCCAUCCUAA
Lontra canadensis (Northern American river otter) is the source of this 1518-nucleotide messenger RNA. RefSeq names its product Fc receptor like 6 (gene FCRL6). Lineage: Eukaryota; Metazoa; Chordata; Mammalia; Carnivora; Mustelidae. Gene Ontology annotation, molecular function: transmembrane signaling receptor activity. The record is from RefSeq and is a predicted model, not a curated record. Gene Ontology annotation, biological process: cell surface receptor signaling pathway.